AUGGCAUACACUUCUUUUACUGAUCCGCUCCCUCAGUACAACGACACUCCAUGCCAGUAUGGAAUGUGCUUUGAGUGUGGGGAAGUACGAAGCAGUCCGUGCUGGUGCACGUCGUGCGAGGUUACUGCUUUUGAAAAAAAUUUCAUAAAUUGGACAAGCGGAAAUUCCAUUCUUGAUAAGAUUAUUAGAAUCACUCAGUCAAAUGCUACGGAGAGCAUGGCAUAUUUUGAGUGGAUUCCAUUUGACAAUUUUAUCCUUGUUGAACCUAUAAUGAGUGGCUCUUUUAGUACUAUACUUUCAGGCUAUUGGCUCGAUGGUCCAAGAUGGAUUUGGGAUAAUGACAGUGAAAAUUGGAAUAGGAAUGGACCAACUAAAUGUGCCCUAAAAAAGAUUGGCAAAUCUAGCGAAAUAAGUGAUGCUUAUUUAAAUAAUAUUUCAGAUUAUUAUAAGUGUAUACAAAGUGGAUCAGUAGCCGACUUUUUUGGGAUAACAUGUGACCAAGAAGGAUGCUAUAUGUUUGUUAUGAGAUUUUACGAAAAUGGAAACUUGUAUCAAUAUCUUGACGAUGCCAUGGGAUACCUUUGUUGGAGAGAUAUAGUUGAUAUGCUCUGGGGGAUAGCUAAUGGGCUUGAACGAAUUCAUGAACAUGGACUUUAUCAUGGUAAUCUUCAUGGCGGAAAUUUAUUGGUAGAAAAUGAACCCGAGUCAAUUGAUACAAGAAUUGCUGAUGUCGGAGAAUUAAGUGACAUUUUAGGGUGUUGGGUUACUGCUAUCUGUGAUGAUCCAGACCCAUCUCAAAUAUCUGAACAAUUUGAUGAAGCUGAAGAGAAAAAAUUUUUAGAAUUAGAGAACAAACAAUUUAAACGACCGGAGGUUCACCCUCUGGCAAUAUAUAACAGCCAGUUUAUUCGGUUUUCUGUUUCUUAG
This is a messenger RNA of Cetraspora pellucida, 927 nucleotides long. NCBI's taxonomy places the organism in Eukaryota, Fungi, Glomeromycota, Glomeromycetes, Diversisporales, Gigasporaceae. The record is from the annotation of a GenBank genome assembly.